AUACAGCACAGUUAUACAUCGAGCUCUCCCAGAGUGACGUGUUUUAUCCAUAGACUGUAAAUAUUAAAUCCAGGUUUUAUCCUAUAAUAACUGUAGAGCUGCUCGCCUGUGUCCUGAACCCUUGUUGUCAGGGCUACCUCUCCAUGGAGACGCAUUCCCAAAGGUUGAGAGGAGGGCUUUAAGGUAAAGGAGACCCUCACCUUGAUGGAGCAACAAGUUAAGAGGAAGAGGAAGAAGAAGGAAAGGCUGUAAAGGUGGAGGGAUUAGAGACAGUUCCACACUGGAGACACGAGAAGAGUAUAAUUCAACUGAAGGAAAGAAAAAGAAAAGUUGCAUGAAUUUAGAGUGAAUUUGUCAGAAUGGGCUAUGAACUGGAGAGGUUUGUGGGCUAUGUGAAUGAAGGGCUGCUGUGCUGUGUGUGUCGAGACGUGUUGGAUCGCCCCCUCCAGGCCCCCUGUGAACAUGCCUACUGCAGUGCCUGCAUCAGCAGCUGGCUGCUCCAUCACCACUCCUGCCCUGAGGAUAGACUGCCACUGGAUGUUGGCAGCCUCAAACCCCUGUACAGGUAUAUGCGUAAUGACUUGAACCGCCUGCAGAUCCGUUGCGUGAAUGCAGGGCAGGGUUGUGAGGUGGUCUGCUCUCUGGAGACCCUGCACACACAUGAGGAUGAGUGUGAGUUUGCCUUCGUCUCCUGCUCUAACACAGGUUGUCCUGUGCAGGUAGAGAGGCGGGGUUUGGAGGCUCACUUGGCAGAAUGUAACUUCCGCAGCAGGGAGUGUCCAAACGGCUGUGGUCAUACCCUUCUCUCCAUUGAUCAAUCGCAGCAUAACUGUGUGGCCGAGCUGCGCACAGAGGUGGAGAUGCUCAGGGCAGAGAUGCUGUGCAAGGUUGAAGAGGUGAGACGAGAGAUGGAGUCUCGGUUGGACUCGCAGAGGAGACACAUGGUUCAGAAAGAGUCGCAGCUGAAGAACGAUGUGGAGGAACUCAAGGAUCAAUUGACCCGCGUAAUGUGCGACAUGAGAGCCCUGUUAGGAGCCGAGCGUCUCAGGAGACAGGAGUUGGCAGAAGCCGAGCUGGAGAAGAGGGAAUUGCUGGAGCUCUUUAGAGACCUGCAUCCUACCAGGAGUCAGCAGCUUGUAGAACCAGCAGUCAGGGAGCAGCUUCAGGGAGACUUGCACGCAACUGGAUGGGACCCACAUGUCGAAGUGACAAGACACCAGCAGAGGGAGUCACCUUUACACGCCUCCAGCCUCUCACUACAUUCAGCUCAGGCUAUGAAUAUCUCAGGUCCACCUCAAUCACCUCAGCUGGGAGAGGGGGCCCGCAAGGUUGGGACAAGGAGCCUGACUCUCGACUGCAUCAAGAGGAAGAGUCGGGAGGUGACGGUCAUCUGAGAGGACUGAACCAGCAGAUCAGCCAAACUUUAUUCUGACAAAAGUAAUGAAAACAUUCUGAAUGUACUAGAAGUUAUGUUGAUUCCUGCAUGAGCUCAGAAAAUGCUCAGAAGUUAAAUUGAUUAUUUAACCCUAAGCUUAUAUAGAACUGAAGGGGAUAUAGUAUACACCUGAAUUUCCCCUGAUCUAUCUUUCAAUCUAGAUGUUCAUACAUUUUUAACACUCACUCCUCAUCAUCAAUGUGUUACAUCAAUGUGUCAUUUUGUAUCCAUCUGAUUUCAAUAAAAAAAAAACACCUCAAAUGAUUUACUGGAUUUCAUCAGGACCAAAUUAUUUCUAGGUUCCUUUGAACAAACAUGUGUGUUUUAAGGUUUAUUCAGAGCCAUGUGAAGCUGGUUACAAUAUUAUUUUUAUUAUUAUUGAGGUCCAAGAAGAUGUAUAUGAAGGAGUAUUUAGGAUAAAGUCGUAGAUUUACAAGAUUAAAGUCAUUAUUUUAGUCUAUAGUUCGGCCUAUAUAAAAAGAGCAGCAGCCGCCUGUACAAAAAUGAGGAACGUGGAGCAUCUUGUGAAGUUCUACUUUAGUAAA
Messenger RNA from Labrus mixtus (cuckoo wrasse), 1980 nucleotides. RefSeq names its product ring finger protein 41, like (gene rnf41l). The transcript is spliced from 7 exons. NCBI's taxonomy places the organism in Eukaryota, Metazoa, Chordata, Actinopteri, Labriformes, Labridae. Bases 360 to 1394 code for a protein of 344 amino acids. Gene Ontology annotation, molecular function: zinc ion binding. The record is from RefSeq and is a predicted model, not a curated record.